AUGAACGCGCCAGAUAGAUUCGAGUUAUUCUUGCUAGCAGACGGUGAAAAAAAGUGUUCAGAAGCUGCUGAUACACGUACGCCCAACUCUUCAGUAUUUACAGUAAAUAAAGAAGAUCACACAAUCGCGAAUAUUCUUCGCGCCCAUCUUCUCAAAGACCCCCAUGUUCUGUUUGCCGGGUAUAAAACCCCGCACCCACUUUUUGCAACCUUUGAGCUUCGUGUACAAACAGAUGGUGAAAUAAGCCCAAAAGACGCUGUUGUAGGAUGCUGCAAGGCACUCGUAAAUGAUCUUCAGAUCAUGAGCAGAGAAUUUACAAAAGAAUACGAGUUACGAAAGAUGAUCAGCGGAGAAAUGGGAAUGGACAAGUAA
Molecule: messenger RNA, 372 nt
Organism: Blumeria graminis f. sp. triticale
Lineage: Eukaryota; Fungi; Ascomycota; Leotiomycetes; Helotiales; Erysiphaceae
Source: the annotation of a GenBank genome assembly